AUGUCAAGAUUGUGCAUCAAAUGUAAGAAACCAGGAGAAUAUUGCUCUUUGGAGACUACUAAAGUAUUGUUUUGUGGCGAUUGCUAUUUGGAGAGUAUCAAGCAAAAGUUCAGAUCGGCCGUGAGCAAGUCUAAACUUUUCAAGCGACAAGGAACAACGAACAUUCUUGUUGUAGGUUUUAACGAUGUCAGAACUUCGGCUUUGCUCAAACUGAUUGAUGAAUCUUAUGAUGAACGAAAAGCUGGCUUUCUUAGUCCAAAGGUAAGAUAAACGCUUUCAAACUUCAUCUUUUAGGUCUAUUAUGUUGACUUUUCGGGCAAUGAAGGCAGCCAAACGUUAGACAAGGUUGAUGGAGUAAAUAUUGUGAAGGUUUCUGCUGUCCUUAACGAGUUUUCAGGUGAUUCAAAUGUAAGUUUUGCAAGUCGUUUUAUGGAUUCUUUGUUUAGGCUGCAUCUUAUGCAAAUUUGAAAAGAUAUCUACCAGAUAAUGCUUCUUUGAAAGACGAGGUGGAUAGACUGAUGUUUGACUACUUUAUUUAUCAUUUGGCUGAGAAGUUGGGAGUUAAUAUUGUGUUCACAUCAGAGAAUGCUGAACUAAUAGCUCAGAAAACACUUAAUGUUACCUGUAUGGGCAGAGGUAGGACUUUUAUUUAUUUUGAGUUUUUUUGGCAGUUUCAAAUUAUUUUUAAAGCAUUUACAUUGUUUCAAUUUUAGCUGAAAUGAUUCCCUUUGUAACGGAUGUCUUGGACGAUCGUCAUUCGUCGAUUAGUAUAGUACGGCCGUUGAGGAACAUCACAAACACUGAGAUUGCGUUUCUAACUGGAAAACUACCUUCUACUGAUUAUGGAUCGUCAGUUUCAUCUAAGUUUCUCGAGAAUCUGGUUUCCCAAGGAUACCCUGGUACUGUAUCUACCGUACUCAGCGUUGCCAACAAGAUUCAAGUUAAAACCGAAGAAGAAGAAGAUAAAAGAAGCUCGGAAUGUUGGCUGUGUAAACAGAGAAGUAACAGUGAUCAGUGCCAAGGAUGCUCAAGUUUUAUAUCACAGAUACCUCAAAGAGACCUAUUUCUGAAAGCGUUUAAUCGCGGAAUAAAGCAAUAA
Messenger RNA from Bursaphelenchus okinawaensis, 1099 nucleotides. The record is from the annotation of a GenBank genome assembly. Lineage: Eukaryota; Metazoa; Nematoda; Chromadorea; Rhabditida; Aphelenchoididae.